AUGGGUAGUCCUGAUAAUGAUGAUGCUUAUUAUCCAAUUGUCGAUUCGUCUACUAUACCGUGGGUCACAAAAAUAUGUGCACUAGAGAUCCAUACCCGUAGAUCGCAAAAAAACAGUCCUCGGUGUUUUCUGAUGGCUCGUCGAAAAGAAUAUCUAGAAGAUAUGUGGGAGGAUGCUGAUUUACAGGUUGUGCAAAGGGGUGAGAAGAAAGCUAGUAAAGGUAGUACUCCUAGUAAACCUGGUAAAUCGAGAAAAGUUGGUCGUAAAAGAAUAGGCAUUGCUGACAUUCUAGAUAAUGAUGUUGAAGAUGAACCAGGAGCUAAAUUACCAGCCAUUGGUGGUAUACCUUAUGUUCAGUAUCGACCUGGCUCCUGGAUAGGUGGACUAUAUGAAUGUCCUGGCUUGACUGAUGACGACGGAAUUUCUUGUACGGAGGAGAAUGCCAUUCCUAUACUACCACUAAUGGCAGAUAACCCAUUAACAUGGUGGUCGGAAUUUCCUGACUCCAGACAUUAUAUUCAAAGAGUACCUCUGCUUUAUACAUACGACAAGCUAGCACCGUAUGAAAAAAAGGGUCUAUACUGGGAACAUGACAUCAGCCUGAGAUUAGGAGUGUCCGAAUCACCAUUUGGUGACCUCCCUCCUAAUAACUGGUACGAUUAUGUCAAGCCAAGCGAGAAUUAUAGUGGACUGGGAUACAUUGAGCUUACAGAGAAAAAGAACAGAGAAAACGGUAACCACCAAAAUAAAAAAUUCAGUUCUAGGUUUACUAAUGGGACUGAAAGCUGGUAUAAACAGGGCGGAAUUCUUCCAUAUUUUUCUAAACAGAUAACCAACUCGACGGUUUCUCUUCCCAGGCGACUUCAUCUUUUAAAGCAUAAAACAACUAAUGGAAGUUGGGAAACAUCAUCAACAUUGAUCUCUAAGUCUACACAGGUCUCUAGGCUUACAACUCGACCAGCAUUACUACCGCUUCUCUCACCUUCACAACAAGCCAGCACCCCGCAAGACCAACUACAACCCACAGCAACAUCUACUCUGAUAUCCAUAGACACAUCUGCAUACCCAGUUACGACCUCAUCUAGACGACCACCAUUUGCAUCGCCCAUUGUGGAACCAAUACUUCACAAACUGAAUUCUAAACUAGCCUGGGAGAAACAUGUCAAAGCGAAGCUCACGACAAAACCAAGCUUAGAAACGCCAUCACAAACUCUUUUGUCUACUAAGUCACUUCAUAAGCAUCUCUCGCCUACAAGCAUUCGCAUGAACCACCAUCCACUCUAUGACCGGGGCGAUGGGCGUGUUCGAAGACCAAUCCGCCCAGUUGUAAACGGCAAGGUCAUCAUUGCCUGA
This is a messenger RNA of Sugiyamaella lignohabitans, 1353 nucleotides long. RefSeq lists its product as uncharacterized. The transcript has a single exon. The coding region runs from base 1 to 1353 and encodes 450 amino acids. Lineage: Eukaryota; Fungi; Ascomycota; Dipodascomycetes; Dipodascales; Trichomonascaceae. The record is from RefSeq and is a predicted model, not a curated record.